Cuscuta epithymum is the source of this 1072-nucleotide messenger RNA. Lineage: Eukaryota; Viridiplantae; Streptophyta; Magnoliopsida; Solanales; Convolvulaceae. The record is from the annotation of a GenBank genome assembly.
CUAGCAUCAAUUAGGGAGGAACAGAGUCUCAAAAACAUCAUCUCCACCAGCUCUACUCGAACUAUGAACAAGGGGAAAGAAGCAAGAAAAGAGAAAAAGGCUGCCAACUAGCUCGUACAAUUUCAACCCUCGAGAUUGUGCACCUCAUACCUCACGCAUCUCUUAUCCAAUGAGCUUGAGUGAGGUGUCAUUAGAUAGGUCUUGAAGAGAGCUUUCAUACAAGGUGCUGCACUUAAGGAUACGAGGUGUUUAAAGCUCAAAAAGGGCAGAUAAACACACGAGGUCUUUUACCAAGAUAUUAUAUACUUCUCAAGGAAUCUAUGAGUGGCCUGAAAAGUCGCCGGAGCCGCCGGAGUUUUCGCCGGAAAAUUCAAAAGUUGCCGGAGUUCGAACAAAGAAGAUAAAAGCUUGCUAGCGUCAUUUCAAGGUUUUAUUACUAUAUCCAAGAUAAGCCCAAGUACGUCCCUAAUGAGAGGAUUGAACUGCUAUAAGCAUAAAACCAGCAAUCAUUGGUCUGGAUAGUUGGAUGCUUUUAGGUGUUAGCAUGGAUGUCUCCAACUUUGCUGCUUUAAAGAAGAAGCUGGCCAAGGAGCCGAAGAAGAAGAAGGAGACGGGGGUUCAGAAACCCGUCGAUGAAUUCUUUAAGAAAGAUGGGGCGUCUCAGGUCCCGGAGGGCGAGGGUCCCUCCAAAACUCCCAGCGUUGGUGUUGACGUCGAAGGCUCCCAGGCUGAUCUGAAGAGAAAGAAUGCCGGGAAGGGCGUGGUGCCUCCGGAGAAGAGGAAGAAGAAGGGGGGCGCCUCGAUGAAGGACGCCCCCGUUAUCAUCGUCGAGGAGCAGCCUUCAUCAAACCCCCCGGCGGUUACUCCUCCUCGUUCCCCGGCGGUUCAAAUUUUGGAUUUUUAUUUCCAAUUUUUAUUUUUUACUUCAAUUCAGGUCAUUCUUCUUCCAGUUUUUUUCAGCCAUGGAAAUUUCAUUCAUUUUUUGUAUGAUUUUUGUAUUGGAUGUAUAAAAUCGCAUCUGCUUUUGCAUUCUUGAAAUUUACAUAUCUUCUGUCCCUUGCAUAUAUUUCAG